GCAGCUGCGGGCUUGGGGCGUCAGGCCCCCCACUUCUGGCCCUGGAGCCCAGAGUCAGCUCAGGCUAGCAUGUCCUCCAAGGCAGCCCCGUCCCUGCUGGAGACCCUGAGCAGCGACUUCCUGGCCUGCAAGAUCUGUCUGGAGCAGCUGCAGACGCCCAAGACCCUGCCCUGCCUGCACACAUAUUGCCAGGGCUGCUUGGCACAGCUGGCAGAGGAUGGCCGGGUCCGCUGCCCUGAGUGCCGAGAGGCUGUGCCCCUGCCCCCCGGCGGUGUGGCCGCCUUCAAAACCAACUUCUUCGUCAACGGGCUCCUGGAUUUGGUGAUGGCCCGGGCUGGGGAUGUGGCCCGUGGGAAGCCAGCCUGUGCCCUAUGCCCACUGGUGGGAGGCGGCAGCACCCCGGGGGCCCCGGCCACCGCUCGCUGCCUGGAUUGCGCCGACGACUUGUGCCAAGCCUGUGCCGAUGGGCACCGCUGCACCCGGCAGACCCACACUCACCGCGUGGUGGACCUGGUGGGCUACCGGGCCGGCUGGUAUGACGAGGAGGCCCGGGAGCGCCAGGCAGCCCAGUGCCCACAGCAUCCAGGGGAGACGCUGCGCUUCCUCUGCCAGCCCUGUGCCCAGCUGCUGUGUCGUGAGUGCCGCCUGGACUCCCACCUGGACCAUCCCUGCCUGCCACUGGCCGAGGCGGUGCAGGCCCGGAAGCCAGCGCUGGAGCAGCUGUUGGCUGGCGUGGAUGGGACCCUGACACAGCUGGAGGCUGCUCAGACUCAGGAGAAAGAGGCCCUGAACCGGCUGAGAGAACAGAGCCAGCAGGUCGGGGCACAGGUGGAGGAAGCUACCGAGGGCUUCCUUCGGGCGCUCCUGGUCCAGAAGAAGGAGGUUCUGGGGCAGCUCCGGGCCCACAUGGAGGCGGCUGAGGAGGCCUCUCGGGCCAGGUUCAGGGAGCUGGAGGACCAGGCGGAGGCAGCCAGAGCUGCUGCUGCCUUUGCCCGCAGGGUUCUCAGCCUGGGCCGUGAGGCUGAGAUCCUAUCGCUGGAGGGUGCCAUAUCCCAGAGGCUUCGUCAGCUGCAGGACACCCCUCUGGGGGCUAAGCCGACACCCCACUUGCUGCCCCAGCUGCAGCUGCAUCCUGCGCUCAGCACCGACACCACCUGCCAGCUGCUGUUGCUCUCUUUGGACCAGCCAGAACCCCAGAGCGACCGAGGCUCACCCAGUGUCAGAAACCCACCCAGCCCCAGGCCGGAGGGAACCCCGAAGGAGAAGCCCAGUGCAGGGAGGGCGCCAACACCCCCUGAGGACAGGGCCCUGACCCCCAAAGAAGGUCGAUCCCAGAUGCCCCGGGGGAGUAGAUCCAACAAGAAGGCCAAGUUCAAGGACAGGCUGAAGUCCAUGUCCCGGGAGGCCAGCCCGGCCCUGGGGCCUGCCCUGGAAGGCUCCGGCCUCUUGCCCAGGCCCAUCUUCUCCUGCAGCUUCCCCACGCGCAUGCCAGGAGACAAGCGUGCACCCCGUAUCACCGGGCUCUGCCCCUUUGGGCCCCGCGAGAUCCUGGUGGCUGACGAGCAGAACCGGGCGCUGAAACGUUUCUCCCUCAACGGCGACUACCGUGGCUCAGUGCCUGUCCCCGAGGGCUGCUCGCCCUGCAGUGUGGCCGCCCUGCAGGAUGCUGUGGCCUUCUCGGCCACCUCCCGGCUCUAUCUCAUCAGCCCCAAUGGCGAGGUGAGGUGGCGCCGGUCCCUGAGCCUCUCCCAGGCCAGCCACGCUGUGACCGCCCUGCCUGGUGGUGACCGGGUGGCCGUGAGCGUGGCGGGCCACGUCGAGGUGUACAACAUGGAAGGCAGCCUGGCCACACGCUUCAUCCCCGGUGGCAAGGCCAACCGCGGCCAGCGGGCUCUCGUGUUCCUGGCCGCCACCCACCAGGGCCACUUUGUGGGGUCUGAUUGGCAGCAGAAUAGCUUGGUGGUCUGUGACGGGCUGGGCCAGGUGAUUGGGGAGUACCGAGGGCCCAGCCUGCACGGCUGUCAGCCAGGCUCUGUGUCAGUGGACAAGAAAGGUUACAUCUUCCUGACCAUCCGUGAGGUCAACAAAGUGGUUGUCCUCGACCCCCAGGGGGUGCUGUUGGGCGACUUCCUCACGGCUUACCACGGCCUGGAGAAGCCGCGCGUCACCACCAUGGUGGAUGGCCGCUUCCUCGUGGUGUCCCUCAGUAAUGGGACCAUCCAUGUCUUUAAGGUUCGAGCUGCAGACAGUUAA
Messenger RNA from Suncus etruscus (white-toothed pygmy shrew), 2253 nucleotides. RefSeq names its product tripartite motif containing 56 (gene TRIM56). The coding region runs from base 70 to 2253 and encodes 727 amino acids. Lineage: Eukaryota; Metazoa; Chordata; Mammalia; Eulipotyphla; Soricidae. The transcript has 2 exons. The record is from RefSeq and is a predicted model, not a curated record. Gene Ontology annotation, molecular function: zinc ion binding; ubiquitin-protein transferase activity. Gene Ontology annotation, cellular component: nucleoplasm; chromatin. Gene Ontology annotation, biological process: positive regulation of DNA-templated transcription; innate immune response.